This is a messenger RNA of Striga asiatica, 1830 nucleotides long. The record is from the annotation of a GenBank genome assembly. NCBI's taxonomy places the organism in Eukaryota, Viridiplantae, Streptophyta, Magnoliopsida, Lamiales, Orobanchaceae.
UCAUAUAUUUCCAAGCAAAUUAUCCUAUCGUUCCGUUAUUUCCAAGCAAAACAAAUAUCAAACCAUAGAUAAGCCUCUUGACUGAUAUCACGACCGGCGCCGGUUUCAUCAGAUUUUCCGUCAAUGGGAGUUUUCGCGUUCGCCGGUCUCCACGCCCCUUUCAUCCCCGCUCAUGAUUCCUUCAACCGUCAAUCGUCUCCUUCACUGCUCACUUCGUACAAAGCCCAUCGCCAUGAUUAUCGAAUUAAUCGAACCGUCCGUUCCUCCGUCGCCGAAGGCGGUCCUGUCUCCACUUCUACUUCUCCGCGAAACGAUGAGCAUCGUACAAUGUUGGAUUGCGUGAUCGUCGGAGCUGGAAUCAGCGGCCUCUGUAUAGCGCAGGCCCUAGCCACAAAGCACUGCACCUCUAAUGUCGUGGUAACGGAGGCCAGAGAGCGCGUGGGUGGAAACAUCACCACCGUCGAAAGGGAUGGUUAUCUAUGGGAAGAAGGUCCGAAUAGCUUCCAGCCCUCUGAUCCCAUGCUUACCAUGGCGGUGGACAGUGGGUUGAAAGAUGAGUUAGUGUUGGGAGACCCCAAUGCGCCUCGUUUUGUUUUGUGGAAUGGCAAGCUGAGGCCAGUGCCCUCCAAGCCUACUGACUUGCCAUUCUUUGACUUGAUGAGCUUUCCUGGGAAACUCAGAGCCGGUUUUGGGGCCAUCGGUCUUCGACCACCCCCUCCGGGUCAUGAGGAAUCAGUUGAAGAGUUUGUAAGGCGCAACCUUGGCGAUGAAGUCUUUGAACGGUUGAUAGAGCCAUUUUGCUCUGGUGUUUAUGCUGGGGAUCCAUCAAAAUUGAGCAUGAAAGCAGCAUUUGGGAAAGUAUGGAAACUGGAGCAAACUGGUGGUAGCAUCAUUGGCGGAACCUUCAAAGCAAUCCAGGAGAAAUCUAAAAGUCCUAAGAAAUCUCGAGAUCCGCGCUUACCUAAACCACAAGGGCAAACAGUUGGAUCAUUCAGAAAAGGCCUGUCAAUGUUACCUAAUGCAAUUUCCUCAAGCUUAGGAGACAAAGUGAAGUUGUCAUGGAGACUCGUCACUAUUGCUGCACUGGAUGAUGGAGGAUAUUCCUUAACGUAUGAAACCCCAAAGGGAAUAGCAUCUCUGAAGAGUAGGUGUGUGGUGAUGACUGUUCCCUCCUAUGUGGCAAGUGGAAUAUUACGUCCACUUUCGGAUGCGGCUGCAGAUGCAUUGUCAAAAUUUUAUUAUCCACCUGUUGCUGCAGUCACCAUAUCCUAUCCUAAACAAGCAAUUCGUGAAGAAUGUCUGAUUGAUGGUGAACUAAAGGGGUUCGGGCAGUUGCAUCCUCGUUCCCAAGGAGUGGAAACUUUAGGAACUAUAUACAGCUCAUCACUGUUUCCUAACCGUGCUCCACCUGGAAGGGUUCUUCUCUUAAACUACAUUGGUGGAGCUACCAAUUCAGGAAUUACAACAAAGACGGAUGGUGAGCUUGUGGAAUCGGUGGACCGUGACCUUAGGAAGAUGCUUAUAAAUCGUAAUGCAACAGAUCCGCUUGUCUUAGGAGUGCGUGUGUGGCCACAAGCUAUUCCACAAUUUUUGGUGGGCCACCUGGAUUUGUUGGAUGAGGCCCGAAGUGCUCUGAGAAAACGUGGGGUUAAGGGUGUGUUUCUUGGGGGCAAUUAUGUCUCGGGUGUAGCGUUAGGCAGAUGCGUGGAAGGUGCAUAUGAUGUUGCAGCAGACGUGAAAGAUUACUUGUCGCAGUUUACGUAUAGAUGACUUUUCUGGUUUUUGUCAUUUGUUGUUUACUAGAGGGAANAAUAAAAAAAAAAAAAAAAA